Molecule: messenger RNA, 739 nt
Organism: Coffea eugenioides
Lineage: Eukaryota; Viridiplantae; Streptophyta; Magnoliopsida; Gentianales; Rubiaceae
Product: protein PLASTID REDOX INSENSITIVE 2, chloroplastic-like
Exons: 3
Coding region: 47-559 (170 amino acids)
Biological process (GO): regulation of gene expression
Source: RefSeq, a predicted model, not a curated record
CCUACGCAGCCCCGGCAAUCACCCGCCAAUUCCACCACCUAAAACGAUGGCUCAAACAACCACCAUUUUUUCCCUAACCGCCACACCCAAGCCAAUUCCCGCCAAACACACAGUCCGGAGCAACCUUAUCCUGCGCACCCUCUGCACUAUCCCACGCACUCAUCCCCUUCUAUUUUGUGCAAAUGCCAUCUCAGCAAAGCCUUUGCGAGCAAACCCACCUCAGAAAUACAUCUACCCUGACCCCAACCCAGAAUUUGCUGAAGCUGAGACGAAAAAGUUCAGAGAGGAGCUGGUGAAGAAGCUAUCAAAGGAAAAGGAGACUUAUGGGGGUGAGCUUGAUGCUGUGGUAAAUGUCUGUACAGAUAUAUUUAGCGAAUUUCUGUACUCGGAGUACGGAGGACCUGGAACAUUAUUGGUGGAGCCUUUCACUGAUAUGAUGGUGGCACUGAAGGAGAAGAAACUUCCUGGAGCGCCUUUAGCUGCACGAACAUCCUUGUUAUGGGCUCAAAAUUUUCUUGACCGCGACUGGGAAAUUUGGAACUCUACACCAGAGAAAUGAUAGUAGUCUUUUGUGGUGUACUGUACUAACUACCAAUAUUUCCAUCCGUUGUUUCCUUUCCGAUCAACCGAGAGAACUAAGCAGAGAAGUAAUUUGCAGGUUCAUUAUGAUAUAUUUGUCAUCGAACAGUGUAAGUUCUCAUUGCUCUCCUAUCUAUUAUACAUCGAUAUGAUUACUGAG